Colletotrichum orchidophilum is the source of this 561-nucleotide messenger RNA. RefSeq lists its product as uncharacterized. The transcript has a single exon. The record is from RefSeq and is a predicted model, not a curated record. NCBI's taxonomy places the organism in Eukaryota, Fungi, Ascomycota, Sordariomycetes, Glomerellales, Glomerellaceae. The coding region runs from base 1 to 561 and encodes 186 amino acids.
AUGAAGUUCUCCCUUCUUCCUCUUGCGCUAUUCGUCGCCGCUGCCCAGGCCAAUUUGGUCUUCGGCGGGCUUGCUCUGUUUGCGUUUACUAUAGAGAUUCGUGAGGCUGCGAAAGUCGUUGCGACCCUUGAUGUCUCCGUCGAGGCAGCCCUCACUGGCGACGCGGCCGCUGAGACCGCCCUGAUCGAGGGCACCAUCACUAACGCCCACACCGACGUCAACCGCGUGGGCGUGGGCGAGGCACCCGUCUUCCUCGAGAGCGAUGCAAAUCUAUCCGGGUUCGGCCGCGUCGCGACCUCUGGUCCUGGCUUCGCCCAGGGAGCCUUCAACUACAGCCCGCCCCACCCCCUCGGCGUUGGACCGGACCGCCGCUCUACUGCAAACCCACAUAUCUCUUUCAACUUUGGCGCCCGCACCAAUGCCUUUCUUGACGGACGAACUACCAGGAUCACAUUUAGCAACCCCUCCAUCAAUAACCUCCGUAUCACCAACCCUGGCGGAAAACGCACCAAAAUCCGUCUCCGGGGCCAGAUCAUCACUCGCAUUCUUCGGCUUACCUAA